Molecule: messenger RNA, 8777 nt
Organism: Podarcis lilfordi (Lilford's wall lizard)
Lineage: Eukaryota; Metazoa; Chordata; Lepidosauria; Squamata; Lacertidae
Source: the annotation of a GenBank genome assembly
AUGCACAGGUGGACCUCCACGGAGCCCGUUAAGCCGGAGGGCAACCUGCACCGAGCUGGAGCUGCCAUGCAGGUGCACAACAUCCCAGCUCCACCGCCAAGCCUGUGCACGUUUGUUUGGGAGCAAGCCCCACUUGCACUCAAGAAGGAGCUUGCACCCAAGGCACCCUGUGCACGCGCGCGCGCACAUAUAUAAAGAGGGCUACAUGGCCAGGCAGCCCCACCCUGGGACCCCACGAACGAGUCUCCCCUUCCCCCGCCCGUGGGAAACACACAGAACGAAGCUAGCCUAACCCAACCCUGCAAUCGCCUCCGCCGUGCAGCUGCACCCCUCGGCCCCACAGCGCGGCGCCCUUCCCGGACACGAGGCCCCACAGAGCCAGAUCUGUGGAAUCCACCUCCUUGUUCAAUUGGAGGGGGAGUUAAGAUGUUCGAUUCUUCCAAGGAAUGGGGGGGCCCUCCCUCCCUCUCUCUAUCAGGCGAGCGUGCCCCGGAUCGCAGCGCUGCACGCCGGCUGGAACAAAACUCCUCCAGCGCGGCUGCCUCUCUCUCAGGUAAGCGCCCCCUGGAUCGGAGCCCUGCUGCAACAACGGCGGUGCACGCUGCCUGGGGAGGGAGCCCCGCUGGCGUGCAUGGCGGGUGGGGAUAGCCGCUCUCAGGUGAGCGUGGCCCGGAUGGCGGGCCCCCACCCACCUCCCCCACCCCCGGCGUGUAGGCGCGCUUACCUCCUGCUCGCGGGGAGAGCGAGGGGCGGCGGCGCCUCCCAGCCCCUUCCCGCCCACAGCAGCAGCGGCGGCGGCGGCGGCGCUGCCCUUCGCGGCGGCUCCUCUUCCUCCUGCCCGCUCGGCCGCCUCUCGCUGGAGGACCCGGCGGUGGUGGUCUUCCUCCGCCGCCGCCGCCUGCUCCUCCUCUUCAGCGGCCCCGGCGCGUCCUGGGGGCGUCCGCCUGGAGGGGGCAUCCCGCGCCGGCCUCGCCUCGCCUCAUCGUCCUCCGGGAGACCCCCGACUCCCUACCCAGAGGCGGGGAGGGGGAAGGUAAGGGCCCCCCCGCACACAACAAAAGCCUGAGGCGGGGGGGGGGAGAUGAAGGGAGGGGAAUUUUUUUUCAAAAAAAAUUAACCGUUUGAGGGGGGGAGGGACGAAGCACCGCCUCUUUAUUUCUGAGGAGAAACGGAAUGAAAGCUGAGGUAGGUGGCGGGGGGGGAUGGAGGCGCCGCUUCCCCUCCGCUCUUCUUCUCCUCAGCGCCCCUUCCUCUCUCCCUUCCCGCCGCUCUGUCGGCGCCUCAGCGCAAAAAGCGGGGAGGCCGACUGAGAGAGAGGCCCCGCGCCACGACCACACCGGCUCCGCACUGGGGAAGGGUCGGCGGCGGCUGCCCGCGAGGGAGAAUGAGAGGCGGAGGAGGCGAGGAGCCGCAGCCAGGCAGGCGCAAGGCCCAUGCGCGCCGCCCAAGCCCCGCCCCCUUCUCUCUCGCUCUCUCGGAAGGUGGGGGAGAAAGGGGGCGACGGGAGUUCGGAGUGGGGCGGGGGAGGGGAGCUCCUCCUUCUGCGUUGAGCGCCCUGGGGGUGGGAGGAUAAGUUCAAUGUGCCGUGUUGGGAAGGGGGAGGGCUCAGGGACUGGGUACGAUCCUAUACCUGGGGGAGGGCGUGGGCAGAAGGCGGGUCUCCCUCUCUGGGCGGGAUGCGCGAGGUCCCCAGGGGGUUGCGCUCCGAUCCCCCUUGCAAAAGGGGUGGCUGGCCUCGUCUGGCGCUGUUGGUUUUUCUUGCAGCAGUUAUAAAAGAAGAAGAAAAAGCAGUGAAAUAAUAUCAGAAUCGUAGAGUUGGAAGGGUCCCUUAGGGUCAUCCAGCCCACCCCAUUGUAGCAUUCGAACCCGCGACCCAAAGUCUCAUGCUCUGCCGACUCAGUUGCUUAUGUCAUGCUGUCUUAAGUCUUCCUUCUUUGGAGGAAGUCAUAUGCUUUAAAUGUCCGUUUUAAUUGUAUGCUGUGGAUCUUGAUUAGGACGGAGAACAGUGGCAACACAUAAAUUCCCCAUUCCCUUAAAUUCGGCAGCUGAAAUGAAGAAAGCCUGGGCUGACCCAGAGUGGGCUUUAGUGACAAAGGAUUGUGAGCUCCAAGCAGAUUUGGUACUGAAAACCCAUCCCAGACUCAGAGUGUGUUCAAGGGUACCCAGUUCUCUCAUUGUGUUUGUCUUUUACAAGGUGGCUCAGGUUGGCAAAUCUUGGGGUUCUGGUAGGUUCUACAAACCCAAAGUGUACCUACUCCAGCUAUACCUUCUUAAGCUUGGAAUGAGCCCUGCAGGACUUGAUGAGGCUUAUUUUUGAAGAAGUGUGCAUGGGGUUAUGCUGUAUUUUAUGCUAUUAUAACAACUAGAUAGAAAACAUGAGCCCCUCUGCUCACAAUCUGAAAAUCAGCAACACAGAAAAAGCAACAAAGAGAUAUUGUGGCACCUUAAAGACUUAACACAAAACUAGUUCACGAAAGCUUAUGGCAUAGUAAACGUCGUUAAGUUUUUUUGAUGCCACAACUUAGACUCUGCUGUGUUUUGUUUUGUUUUGUUUUGUUUUGUUUUGUUUUGUUUGCAACAGACUAACACAAAGACCACUCUGGCUUCCUGCUUUGGGGGGGUCAUUCACAGUGUGGUACAAUACCUUAUUUGACCCACAAAGGCUGCGUAUACAUUGUUGGCUUAAAAGGCAUCUAGGACUAGAUUGUUGGGUUUUUUCCCUGCAUUUGGACUGAAGCUGGUUUGGGGGAAAAUGCAUUGGAAAGCAGCAUUUCGUAAGGAAGUCCAGAACAGACAUCGAUUGUGACCAAAGUGCGUACACAUGAUUAGUUGUGAUUCCUGCAUUGCAGGGGGGUUGGCCUGGUGACCUUUAUGGUUGUGUACGACUCUAGUUCUAUGAUUCACCACUUUCCAAACCAGAGGUAGGAGGAGCACACUGGAAGUAGAGUAUAGGGGAAUGUGUACAAAGCCAACGUCACCUGUAAAUUUCGAAACAUGACACAAAAAGAGGAGAGCUAGAGGGAAUGGGUGGGGCUUUGCAGAAGGUGGGAAAGAAUGAAAGAAAGGAAAAAUUGACAGUGUCAUCUUAUGUGUGCUAACGUGAAAGCAGGUCCCACUCUGUGUCUAAAUGGGGCUUACUCCCAGAACAAUUUGUGUGUGGGAAUAAGUCCCAUUGAAUUCAGCUUGAUUUGCUUCUGAGUAGGCAUGGUUAGGAUUGCCCUGUAAUGCUGAAAUGCUAUGUGCACUUACUACAGAGUCCGUUCUGGAGGACUUAAUGGGACUUCUGGCCCAUAGCACUUCAGAUUGCAGAUGGGAGAUUGCAGGACUGAAUGCUUUCUCUCUCUCACACACACACACACACACACAGAGAGAGAGAGAGAGAGAGAGUACCUAAACUAGCAGGUCAGGGCUAGAACCCACUUACAUAACUUGCCAGUUUUCUAUGUACAUGGAAGUGGUUUUGUAUAAGAUGCUUUGGAAGUCCAAGGGUCAGUGGAAGCAUCCUGCCUAAUUAUUUUAAAGAGUGGUCCCAGCCUAACAAGCUGUUGUUGUGCUGGGGCCUCAGUAUUUAACUUUUUACUUAGGUUAACAGGAAAUACAAAUGCUUUAAAAAAUACUUUCACAUUAUUUUUAUUCUUUUGCAAUCGAAAGACUGUACAUACACAAACCCCUUACUACAGCCACCUCCAUAAAGCCUCUGAUAUUUUGCCAUGUGGCCACAUCCACACAAUACAUUUAAAGCACAUGAAGCACAUAAAGCAAAUCCUGGGAUCCUUGCGACAUGGAAUGACAGCCUGUGAGCAACCACUCUUCAGUAUACCGGUAACUUUGGGGGGGGGUCUCCUAUCAUAUUUGAAGGCCUACCUUCUCCUUGAGCAACUCUUUCAACCCAGCACAGAAGAGUAAUCUGGAGAGGUAUAGUCAGGUGGGAAGGAGUCAUCGGGCAACCACAGCACAUUUAUAGCUUGGAAGUGUAUGUGGCUUGGCUGAGUCAACGGUGAGUUUCAUGCAUGGGUGUGUGAGCUGGGCUGAGCAUAUUGGGCUGUUCCAGUUACUGCAGCCUAAAGCUAUUUCUUCACAUUGCCUUGCAUCAUAGUGUUUUCAGUCCUAAUAUGCAGGAUUCAGAAGUUGGUUGGGGCGGGGUGGGGCGUUCAGGAUAGUUAUUCCUAAUUAUUUUUAUUUCUUUAAAUAUAUAUUUUUAAAAACACAAAAUUUGAAUAUGGUGUUGGGGAGAUAAAAACAAAAUACAUAAAAUGUAACGUUAAAAGGGAAAAAAAAUACAUUAAAUCCACCUGUAAAACCCGCAUGAGCAAGCCCAACCAUGCUACAUGAAAAAUAUUGGUGGGGUAAAAAGUCUUCAGGAGGCACUUUAAAAAGCAAUUUUUUGUGCCAUCAUAAUUUCCUGGGAGGGGAAAUAUUAUUACGUACAUAAAUAAGAUAUUCUAGCACACCUGAGUCACAUUCCCUUGUGGACUUGGGACAUCGAAAGGUCACUGUGUUUCUGUAUAAAAGGAACUCUUCCCCCAUAAACUUUGUUGUUGUUGUUAUCCAUCUGCCUUGAGAGACAAUGGAGUGUGCUUCCAGAGGUGAAGUCAAACCACUGCAUUAACAGCACCGAAGUGACCUCCCUGGGGCAUAAGCCUGGUCACUGUGUAUGGAGGUUCUAGACUGCCCAGACGACAAUAUUGCCUCACUGAGAUAGUCCAUAGGAAAGCAGAUAAAUACAUUUGGCACUAGAUUGGCUUCAGGAGUUGCCAGAAGGAGGCAUACAAGGCACCAUUCAACAGUCUUAGAGACUCCACUCCAGAUUUGUGUAGAGUUCACUCCUUAGACUUUUCUUCUCCUGUAUCCUGCAAGGCAGCAGAAGUUUAGGAUCAGAGUUCUCCUUCUCCUAGAUGGCCUAUUUUCCCAGGUUGAAGAGCCCCAUCUGCCCCUCAGUUCCCUCUACAUGCAGGAACUGCCUUCUUGACCAUUGGACCCAUUAUAGGUCUCAUCUCCUCAAUCCACUGGAGAUUGUCUUUGCAUGCAAGGAAAGUCCCUAACUCACCAAGGGUUUGAGACCCAUUGGCUACCAUCACCUGGUUUUGCCGGCCAGUUGAAGCUGUUCCCAGGUUGUAGCUGCUGUUGCACGCUGACAGCUUCUAGGAGCCACAGGUGAGAGCUGAGUGCAGGGUGGGAACCAAAGGUAGACAAUAAGGAGCACGGCACCCCAUACACCACACACCCUACAAACACGGACAUUGUAAAUGUGAUCAGUCAGCUUAAGAAAGGAUACCUUGACCUUGCCAGGAGCUGCCUACAUGCUCUUUCCACCUGAGUUGCCCCUUGACUGUAAAAAAAAAAAAAGCAUAAAGUAAAAUAAGAUAGGGGAUUGCUAUCCCAUCAUUACCCAUUUUGUAAACCCUAUUGCAAGCAUUCUUAAUAAUAAUAAUACUAAUAAUAAAUUUUAUUUAUACCCCGCCCUCCCCAGCCAAGGCCGGGCUCAGGGCGGCUUAAGAAGGCCUGAUACGGUAGUAGGAUAUUAUAUGUGACUAUACGGAAAGUUAAGCUGCCACGUAAAGGAUAGCACGUUUUAGUGAGAAAUAAAACUGGACUAUGGCUCAGCAAAAUAUUUUCCAAGAACAAAGGGAUUCUUAGCAUUUGAAGACCUUGCAAUGCAUCCUUUUGAAAUUUAUUUCCUUUUCCCAUUAAAUAUUUUUAGUGCUGUUCCCCUGCUGAAUUACUGGGAGCAGCCUCUGUUCCCAGAAUGGCUCUAAAUCAACUUGAACUCGACUUAGGUCCUUGCCUUUGCGUCACUGUGUGAGAUCAGCCUCGGAUCAAUAAGUUGCUGCCUGUGCCUUUCAUGAAUUAUGGAAUCAUUGAUCAUAGAUAAUUCAGUAGUUUUGGUCGCAAUUGCAAUUAAACAUUAAUAUGUCACAAAUCCCUCUUGCACUUGAUCGUGCAAUCGUAACAUUUUAAUUGUAAAAGAAAGUUACGCUCUUCUCUCAGAUGUUGGGAGAAUGCCACUACAGAGACUAACAAUGUCUUAAAGAUGCUGUACUCAGCAGCUGCUCCUAAGAAACAGAUCACCAAAGCAUCACCAAUCUUUGUUGUGAACAACAGGAAGGAAUCAACAUUGGUUUUGGAUGUUAUAUUUCACCGACCCAACUGUGACUGAAGCAGUGUUCGAAACUCCCAUUGUUCUAUGUGCAUUUUGCAAUAGGGAAUUUCAUCAGUGUGAGCAGUUUCUGAGCUCUGGGCACAGUACUGCGCCUAAAAGUUCAGAUUAAAACUGUAGAGUGGAAGGAAAGGAGGACCUUUUUCUGCCUCCCCACUUCCAGCUACUCUCUGAAGACUGGAGAAGAGACCCUCUUAAGAAUAUUAGCGGGGUAGGCAAGGGAAGGACUAGACCCUGUGAAAAAUGAACAUAAUAUUUUAGAUACAGUUCAUUCAUUUUCAGCUUUGUAUUCUUGUUAUUUAAAAAGUGCACCUAGAUAUUCUGUUGUUGCGCCAAUAAGCUGAGUUUAAGGUACCAUUUAGCUCCUAGCUUUCAUAUCUCAGUUUCUAACACUGGACUGUAGGGUAGGUACAUUUUCAUACUGUACAGAAUCCUGGAGACACGAAUAAGGCAGAGAGCUGAAUGUAACCAAAAUGCAGAAAAAGCAACCUAUGGGGUUUUGGAAAUCCUAAACAAACAACUAGGAUGAAGUCCAGUGUACGUCAGUAGGACUUAAUUCCAAGUACCUGGUUGCUCCUUGCCCUGAGUAGUAGAGCUGUGUGCAGAAUGCCUUCCGCAUUCUGUUUUAUGUUCACCCCAACAAAGCCCACCCCCACUGCUGCUCUUCGGCAGCAGACUCUGCAAAUAGGUCAGCCAUAUUUCUGGGGAAGAUGUACACAAGGGAGGCUUGUAAUAGAUGAGUGCUAAUCUAUUUUUUGCCGUUCUAACAAAGAGAAAUGCUGAAUCCAAUUCCAGAAAGACUGUGUGACCAAGAAAACAUUAGAAAAAUUAGGAAGGGGUGCAUGUGAAACAUUUCAAAAAGAGCAGUUCCCUUAAAGCUAACACAUUAGGAAAUGUGUAUGCAAACAUUCAUCCUGCACUGUUUCAGGGUCCUGUUUUUUGCUCUAGGUAAGGGCAGUGCACUUUCUGAUUACAUGCUCCACAAGGCCAGUUCUUGAAUUCCCAGGCUGGGCCCCUAUUUGCCAGCACCAGCCACAGCACUAGGAGGCAGCUGACAGUGUUGUGAGACAAUGAAGUCAAAGGCUGAUAUCCAUGACCUUUGCAACUUGACUUUUCUUGACCUGGACCGUCUUGGCAGAGUUUUAAAAAGGCAGCCAAACAAAGCAAAACAAAACUGUAGCCUAGGUUUUUUUUUACCUUUCACGUUCAGUCCUGCCUACAGGUUGCUUCUUGUCUUUUCCUAUCUAUUCUGCAAUCAAGAGGCCGGUAGAAUCCAAGUCUCACUCCAGGCUGGAAAUUAGACAUAAGCUGCAAUUUUAAGAAUGCAAUUCCUUCACAUAAUGUGAUCAGGAAGUAGAGGCCACGAAGUCAGUCUUUCUCUUUCCUCCUCCUCUUCCUUUUUUCUACUAUUUCCCAUAGUCUCAGGUCACUUUCCCAUGUGCAGUUUUGCUGUUUGUGUAUGCACAAAAUAUGAAGAGUUCAGAUGGCAAUAGCAGUGAAAGCACCCAGCAAGACCGCUGAGUUGAUCAUACUAAAUCACUUUCCCAUGUGCAGUUUUGCUGUUUGCGUAUGCACAAAAUAUGAAGAGUUCAGAUGGCAAUAGCAGUGAAAGCACCCAGCAAGACCGCUGAGUUGAUCAUACUAAAUCCACGAAGUAUGAGAGCCUACGUAUGAGAAAAGUGGUUGUGGAAAAGUGAGGCGGUUCUGUAUCACAGAAUUGGGCAGCAGCUUCUGCAACACAGCAACACCAUGCUGGAGGGGAGACAGCCACAGCUAUUUUGCAUCUGUUAUUUAUGCAUGAUUGUCAUUUGAAUUAAAAGUUCGAGAAGCUUAAAGCUAUCAAAACUGCCACAGGGCAGGAAAACAAUCUUCAUCUGUUAAAUAUUAAAACAGCUGGCACUUAAAGCAGGUUUUAAAUAACCCAAUUCAUUCCGGGCACUACCUUAAUCAGCCAAGUACUGUACAAUAAAUGUCUCUGUUCUGCCCCCUGCCCCCGUACCAAAUAAAUACAGGUUUCGUUUGUUUAAUGUCAAGACCAGUCAUGGGAAGUCCUUUUUCAGUCCAAGGGGCCACUUUUGCCUUUUGGGGGCCAAAUGCCAGUGGUGGGCAGGGCCAGAGGGUAAACUUGGGUGGAGCCACAGGUGUGACACCACUUUGCACAGCAGGCUACACUGCAGCCUUGUGAAAUCCACACACAUGCACACACCACUCCCUCCAGCCUCCAUCCAUGCAAGAAAACAGGAAGAUCAUCCUGUUCUGGCCAGGCAAAAGCACACAAAGAGGGUUCAGAGUAGGGCCAGUGAGGAGUCUAGGCUGAGAAGUGGAUGUUGCCAAGUGCAAAUCUUGAGGACUGGAUAAGGAGACCUGUUCUUGGAGAUACAUAGUGAAGGGAACGGGGGGGGGGGAGACACCAAGGGUUUAGCUAUCCCUAGGAUGUGUCAGAUUAAUAACAUUUCUAGAAAAGACAAUUAGGUUUGUUGACAAAGGAAAUGCAAUACAUAGAACAAGGGGUGGGGGGAGGUGGGAGGGAGUCCAUUGCUUGAAGCCCAGAACACUCAACUUGGAAAUGACUUCAAAUUCUUAAGUCAGUGAAUGUUUUGUUUUUGUUUUUUAGCUGUGA